Molecule: messenger RNA, 3234 nt
Organism: Plenodomus lingam JN3
Lineage: Eukaryota; Fungi; Ascomycota; Dothideomycetes; Pleosporales; Leptosphaeriaceae
Source: RefSeq, a predicted model, not a curated record
AUGCAAGCGAUCCAAGCGCCUACGGAGGCGCAUCCCUCCCAAGCGGCAGCGCCUCGUCCAAAGCCUUCUCUGGCAUCUAUUGCCAUUGCCUCUUUUGCUACUACUGUAUUUCGCUCCCAGCCUAAACCCGUACCUGUACCACCCGCACCACCCGCGCCCGCUGUACCUGCACCCACACCUACGCCUGAGCCUGCAUUGGCAGCAGCACCAGCACCGGCACCGGCACCCACACCUACACCUCCCAUUGUUCCCGCUGCAGUCCAGUCGCCGGUGCGACGAAAGCCCCUGCCUGUCAAUUCACCUGUAGUCGGCCGUUUCUCUGCAGAUCAGUCCAAUCGCCCGUCCAACACCCCAUCACAUAAACAUAACAUUUCCGCCCCGGUACAUAAACCAACAUCUCGCCUCGUGGAAACCGCCCCGCUGUCAUCGCCGACUAACUACGAGUCGUUCCUUCCCCGAAACCUUGACGACAACCCUCACGGAAAGACGCCUCCCGUGGAAUCUACGCCGCAGCUAGCGUUUCCAGCACGCAAGAGCUCCCUUAGCAUCGCCAAGAGGGUCCCCGUCCCCAUCAUCCUGCCAUCAGCCUCGAGGCAUGACCGCACGGUCAGCAGCGGCCACACGCAUCGCAAGAGCCGAACCGAGGAACUGAGGGCUUUUGGAAGCAGAGGGGUGCACGCUCGAUCUCCUACUAUGCCCAACAUGCCGCUGUAUACUGCCGACUCACGACCGCCAGAACUGAAGCUCAAGCUGGAAGAGGUUACCGAAGACUACGCUAGUGUGUACUCGUACGAAGACGACGCGCAGGGGAGUCAGACGAACAAGAAGUCGCCGUCAGGAGGCUUCACUUCCUUCUUUGGCUGGAACUCCAAACCCCAAACCGGCGCUGAGUCGCCGGCUACAACAUUCUCUUUGUCACCAGACUCCCCGCGCAACAAACAAUCGAAUGUGUCUGCCAAGACCAAACCGAACGGCCUGGACAUCCCAGCCGCCAACUCCCUAUCGUCCUAUUUCAACGUCCCAGGGACGCCACUUUUGUCGCAUUCCCCACAGAUGAAUGCCCACGUCGAGGAACUGGAGCGCGAGCUGCGCGAAGUCAGCUCAGAGCUCGCUGCUUCUAUUCAAAGAGAAAUGGAACUUGAAGAUGAGGUCGAACGGUGGAAGGCAGAGAGCUCUACAGGGAUGGCGGACAAUCGCCGUACGAGCGAUUACUACUCCGACUCUGGAACCAGCUCUGUCCGCUUUCCUAUCAGUGACCCUGAGAGCAAACUCGAAGAGGUGGAGACGCUCCGACGAAAGGCGGAACAAGAACGCGCCUCGCUCAAGGUGCGCAUGGCUGAACGGCUGCAGGAGGAGUUGAGGCGGCGUAGAGAUCUAGAGGAGCAAGUACAUCAGCUUGAAGACCAGGUUAGCGAGAGAUCUCGCGCAGGAUCCGUUGUAGAGUCACCGCGAAUCAAAGAGCUCUCCAUGUCACUAGAGGAUGCCAAGAGACGGUUGGCUGAAGAAAGACAGGUCAAAGAGAAUUUCGAAGAUCUGUUGACGGCGUUGCGAGAAGAACUCGAGAAGCAUCGUAACGAAGCCGAUAACCUGCGGGAUGAAGUCGUGCCCCAACUCAAGGCGCGGCUUGAAGUCCUGGAAACCGAGGCCGCGGAUACGGAGAAGCUCGUGUACGAGACUACGCGCAUGCAACAAGAGAUUCAACAACUUCGGAUAGAGAAUCAAACGCUUGCCAAUACGCGUCGCAGGUCACAACAAGACCUAUCGUUGCAGCAAGUACGCUUUCAGUCCAUUGCCGAGGACAACGAUAGCGUACCACCACUAAACAUGCGUGUUGGUUUGACACGCUCCAAUUCUUUGGCGCGAAGCACGGGGUUGAACUCGAAAAGGGGUUCGCUAUCACGGUCGAAUUCGGUCAAGGACAGGUCCGGCGAACAGUCUCCACGAGAUGGUCCGGCUGCGGGCAAUCCUGUAAAGGAGCUGGAAGAGCAGAGGGAUGCGCUUCACAAGGCAUUGAAGAAUCUGCUGACCCGUCAAGAAUUGCAACAAAAGGAGUUCCGGAGACGUAUCAAAGAGCUAGAAGCUGAACGAGAUGCAGCUCUGAAUCUGACACCCAGAAGAACCGCAUUUCACAAGGAAGUCACGAGUCUGCGAGCCGAGGUGGACGCCCUGCGUCGCCGUGCAGACGAUGCAUUGGAGCAAAAGUUCCAUUGCGAGAAAGGCCUGAGCGGAUUGCGAAUGGACUUGGACCGUGCACAGCAAGAAACCGGCUCUCUUCGUGAUCUGUUACGGGAACACGACAUCACAAUCCCCGAGAUAAGACUGGAGAACGAGCCACUCGCCUUGGACAAGGCGUAUAAUGAACUCCGUACUACACAUGCUUUGUCUUUGGUACGCGUCAAGCAGUUGGAGACGAGCGAUUCUGAAUCGCUCGGUGCGGCUGGUGCGGAAGCAGAGCGAACCUUGGACCUCCUUAAACAAAGCAUCUCGGAUGCUGAGGCUGAGCGAGAUUUUGCUCAGAAAGAAGCCGAGCAAUACCGUAACCAGGCACGUUCUCUGCAACAAUCCGAGCUAGAUCACUUGGGCAGGGAGCAAAGUCUUAGCAGGGAAUUGUUUGCCGCGGCCACGCGAAUGGAUGAGCUAUCCAACCGGAUCCAAGAACAGCUCAAGGCCAAUGGCUCCCUUCGUGAUCGUCUCACGCUGGCCAUUACCCGUGGCGAGCAGGAACAACAGAAGUCUACGGAGCAGAUCAUUGAGCUCGAGAGACGUCUCAAAAUGGCCGAAGACAAGGUCAUGCUUGCUCAACAGUCAUCAGAGGACGCUGUCGCCCGACACGAAGGCGAAGUACAAGCUAUCAAGGAAAGCCAUACCAGCCACCUGCGCCGUGUCAAGUCAGGUCUACUCAGCCCGUCCGCUUUCUCGCCAAAGAUGCCGACAUCUCCAGUCUUUGCUCAGCGAUCGCCGCGUCUCGAAGUCACGACUAGCGGGCCUGCCAUGACAUUCGCCGAAGCCACCAAGACGGAAUUACUCGAGAAGCGUGUCGAAGAGCUGGAGAAGGCGCUUCGUGACGCCGACCACGAGAUGGAGGAGGUUGUCGGGCGUAUGAAUGCUGCUCAGAUGGAGGUUGCGGAGCUGCAAUUCGAGAGGGACGAGGCAAUGCGACAGACAAGACGACUUCAAGCCGACAUUGUCGCUGAACGCGAAAAGGUCAAGGCUCUCAUGGCCAACGGGGCAUAA